AUGUCGAGAUCAUCAUUAGAUCGUUCAACUAACAAUAGAAUUGGGGUUGAACUAAAUAAUUCUUCGACUACUUCUUAUCAUCGUAGAUCGAUACCGGCUUUAUUUAAACCUGGUCGAAUAGCAAAAAAACAACUUUCAUUACUUUUAAAUAAGGCAGAUUUUGAAGUUUGUGAUCCACCGGAUGAAGAUGAAAUGCUUAGAUUUAAUCCAAAUAAUGAAAGUAGAAAUAAUACUAAUCCAUCUGAUGCAACAAUAUCUGAUGAUACAAUCACUGAACGUCAUCAACAAUCAUCACAAUCUACAUAUUGUACUUCUCCAACAAUUCCGAAUAAAAAUCGUAUAAUUUCAACUAUAAAACAUCGAUUAGCACCAUGCAGAUAUGAAACAACAAAAAAAGAUGAAAAUAAUGAUGAAAAAAAUCGUGGUUUUCUUUUAAUUGAUCAAGAUGGUACUGAUUUAGGUUUAAUAUCACAUGAUAAUAUCGAUCAACAACAUACACGUCAUGCUGAACCAUGUCAACAUGGACAAUUAGAUGAAUAUAGUGCUGAUACAAAUCAAAAUCAUCUAUUAUCAAGUACACCAGUUACACCUAGUCUAUUACCACCACAACAAAUAACAUUAACGUCUUCAUCUAUCUUACCUCUUAUAAAUCAUUCAAAUAGUGAAUUAGAUAUUCAAGCAACACAAGCCGGUGUUGAAUGUGCAUUACUUAAUUAUGAUGAAUCAAAUGGUCAUGAUACACAAUUAUCAGCAACUAAUUCAUCAACAUCAACAGAUUCAUCGAAUAUUGAUUCGCAAUUUAUACAUAGUGAUCGAUCGACACUUAAUGAUAUCGAUUAUGUUGUACAACAAAAGCAUGAUCUUGAACGAAUAACAAUAUAUGAAAUAGCAUUGAAUAAUGAACGUCGUGAGUAUCAACAAGAUUUAGCUCAAAAUGAAAAUGAGGAAAUCGAUUUUGAUCUUCAUUAUAAAGAUGCAGUUGAACAAAAUUUAAAAUUUAAAGAAGAAUUAAAAAGAUUACAAGAAGAGAAAGAUCGUGUUUGUUCGAAAUGGUCUUGUGAAGUUUGUACAUAUAUUAAUGAACCAUAUAUAAUAACACGUAAAGAUGUAUGUGAAAUGUGUGAAGGACCAAGUCCAUUAAAGCGACAUACAUUGACGAGUUGA
Messenger RNA from Adineta steineri, 1164 nucleotides. The record is from the annotation of a GenBank genome assembly. Lineage: Eukaryota; Metazoa; Rotifera; Eurotatoria; Adinetida; Adinetidae.